AAUAUCAAACAACAAGAAGCAAAUAUAAGUACCGAAAAAAUCAAUAAUCAGAUUUUAUUAUGCUGUAUGCAGUUGUCUUGGUAUAGUAAUAGUCAGUUAAGCCGGUUUUUAAGUAUCAGCUUAGUCUAUAAAUUUAAGUCGAUUACAAACACUAGUGACAGUAGUCUGUCAAAACUAGACGGCGAAGCUGUCACAUGA
Ambispora leptoticha is the source of this 198-nucleotide messenger RNA. Lineage: Eukaryota; Fungi; Glomeromycota; Glomeromycetes; Archaeosporales; Ambisporaceae. The record is from the annotation of a GenBank genome assembly.